Messenger RNA from Diaporthe batatas, 378 nucleotides. RefSeq lists its product as uncharacterized. NCBI's taxonomy places the organism in Eukaryota, Fungi, Ascomycota, Sordariomycetes, Diaporthales, Diaporthaceae. The record is from RefSeq and is a predicted model, not a curated record. The transcript has a single exon. Bases 1 to 378 code for a protein of 125 amino acids.
AUGCUUCCGCGUACCUCGAUAUUCCUCCCGCUCGCAUUCUUCGUCUUUCCAGCCAGCUCUCAAUGGCCAGCAUGCGACCCGAGCUGCAAGUCCUGCGGUCUGACAUGUGAUCAAGGCUGCGACUCACCCCUCGACCUCACCGAAUGCACAAACAAAUGUCUCUAUUGCCGCCGUGAGAGCUCUUCAUGUGACUGGGUCAAGCUCACGCCGCCGUCCGAGACAGACGAGUUUUGCGAGCAGUGCUAUGGUUCGUGCUGGUGCAAAAUUGGCGCGAUGUGUUAUGACAACUAUACCUCGCCGACUACGACCGGCGGACAUGUCCCUGUUGCGACGGCGAAGCUGUCCCCGACAGGAUUACGAUAUCACAGAACCUUUUAA